Apis laboriosa (Himalayan honeybee) is the source of this 2331-nucleotide messenger RNA. RefSeq lists its product as uncharacterized. Lineage: Eukaryota; Metazoa; Arthropoda; Insecta; Hymenoptera; Apidae. The record is from RefSeq and is a predicted model, not a curated record. Gene Ontology annotation, cellular component: chitin-based extracellular matrix. The transcript is spliced from 2 exons. Bases 45 to 2243 code for a protein of 732 amino acids. Gene Ontology annotation, molecular function: structural constituent of chitin-based larval cuticle.
UUAACUAUAUUCCAAGCGGUAAAGAUUAUUGAAUUAAACAUAAGAUGCGCCAAUUAUAUUUAACUCUCUGUUUACAGAGAUCAACAUCUGCCGCCGUCGAGAUGACGCCAUGGCUGAUGGCAAUUUUCUGUCUGGUUACCGCGGGCUGUUCAAACGUCACGGAUCAGCAAACAUCCGAGACACACCACGAUCAACAGGUGGCGAUCCUGAAACAGAUCAGAAAAGUGAAUGAAGACGGCUCUUACACGUACGGUUACGAGGCUGGGGAUGGAUCUUUCAAGGUCGAGAGCCGUGACGUUUUAGGCAACAUCAAGGGUACGUUCGGUUUCGUCGACGCGGAUGGUGAAAUUAAGAGGGUAUCGUACUCUUCCUCUAAUGGAACAGGAUUUAAAGCAACCACGGUGUCGCCAUUACAGGAGCACGUGUCCGUCGUACAAAGCAUUCCACGUUUAAAUCGUACCACCACGACCAAGAAACCGAACAUCGUCUAUCCUUCCUCGACCGAGGCAUCCACGAAAUCGUCGGUGGUUCAAUCCAUACCGCGAAACAGAAAGACGACGACCACUUCCACGAGCACAACUACGACCACGACGGAACAACCGAAGAUGAUAUUCAGUCAUUAUCUGAAAGGAACGGGAAAGAACAGACCACGUUUCAUUAUAAACGGGCAACAGAGGCCACUGAUAAUCGAAGAAGAAAGCGAAACAGAGGACGAAGAUUCCCAGAUAAAUCGACCAACCACGGAUGAUAAAACAUCCACGUACAGAAAAAUCAUUUUUGCCAAACGGCCGGUCGAUCAAACUUUACGUCCCAUCUCCGACGAUUUCAUGGAGAAAGAGGACGAGACCAAAGUGACGAGUGGGAAUAAUUUAAGGAGACAGCUCCACGAAGACACCACGAAACCUAAUCCAAUCGUGGAGGGUAGCAACGACGAUCAUUCAGACGUUUACGGUGGUUCCUUGUCCACGACUCGGCCCCUGUUCACCACGACCACUCCGCCAAGGGUUCUGCAACGCGUCUCGCCGGCUGGUCGGGUCGAAAAGCCGAAAGUGUACGUCAAUCGGGAGAACCUCGCUUCGUCGAGAUCGUUCGAAAACGUAAACUCCAGAGCUUUCGAAGCGGAGACGAAAAUGCCUCAGGAGGAGCGUGUCUCUCAGCCUCAACCUGUUUUGAUCCGCGGCCCCCCGCGCUUGGCGGCGGAAAAUCGAGAGUAUCUACGCCAGAGCACGGAGCCCAUCUUCGUCAGGCAACAACCGGACCAGUUCUUGCGCGAGGUGCCGGGUGGAAGAAUCUUAGUUCCCGCUCAGCCGAACAUCGAAGAGGAUCCCGCUUACAGGCCGCUCUCCAUCAAUAGGAUCUUGUUGCGCCCCCUCCCUAACCAGCAGCCGCUUUACUCCACGACAACGGACGCAAAUAUUCACUAUCUGACGGAGAAUCCUGUUCCUCCGGAGCAAGAAGAAGACCCCAGAGUCGCCAUGGCGCCGGGCUACAUGCGUCCAAGGCCUUUCCCGCGACCCGUCAUCUUCCAAGAACCGAGGCCCGUGUUGAGACCCGUCUCGCCACCUGUUAGCCCAGUCGAUGAAAGGGAGUAUCAAACGACCUCGGAAUAUCCUUACAGGAGCAGCACGCUAGCCUUACCCCCGGAACCACCGAAUCCAAUCAACCCGCCUCUGAGCAGACGUGACUUCCAAUUACUGUUGAGGAGGUUGCUGGUCAGCCAGUACGGCGUCCAGGCCCUCUCCUAUCCGAAAACUUACCUGGAGGACGCACUGUACGACCAGCAACCGUAUCCCUCUUAUCAGCCAGGCUAUCAGACAGUUGCUGCGCCACGAUCAGAAAUUCCGGGCUACGACCAACAAGUUCCCCUUCAGUACGGCGAUCGUGUCCCCGUCAGGCGUCCCGUGUUCACCAGGCCCUUGAGCCCUGUUUAUCAACCCCAACAGUACGAAGAUUACAACGACGGAGGUCGGUACUCGAAGAGGGUAUACAGGCAGAAGUUUUACGCGCAAGAGAUCGGUGACGAGGGGGAUGAAAUAUUGCCCGCACCUAUCCGAGAAGCAUUGUUGUUGAGGAUGCUGCAACUGGCGAUUAACGCUGAACGGCCGCCUCCCAUGCUCACGUCACCGAUUAUGACCACAACCACGCCUGCUUCGAGGUACAGGAAGACUGGACCGGUUAGGAGCGUGCAGAUCAUUAGCGACGAGGAGGAGGACGGGAAGGAGACGAUGAAGAAGAAGAUGUGAAUAAUUCUAUCUCUGAUCACUUAGCUCUCGGUGGUUAUGAAAUCAAAGAAUGUUUAAGUUGACGUCGGAAUUUAGUUCAUUUUUUUUU